Molecule: messenger RNA, 462 nt
Organism: Thermothelomyces thermophilus ATCC 42464
Lineage: Eukaryota; Fungi; Ascomycota; Sordariomycetes; Sordariales; Chaetomiaceae
Exons: 1
Coding region: 1-462 (153 amino acids)
Source: RefSeq, a predicted model, not a curated record
AUGUCCCUUCCCGACAGCACCGUGGCGGCCUGGACGGGCUCCCCUCAGUCGUUCCUCGACGACGAGUCGCCGAGCCCGUAUACGCAUCCGGACGAACCUGUUUCGAGGUCCGACGUGCUACGACACCGCUACAAUUUUCGCCUCCAGGACGACUCCUCCCGGGCUUUGGCUUGGCGCCCGUUUGGGCAUGUCGCCAGGGAAUUGGUUGAGCCGGAUCUCUGGCCCUGGCUGGAACGCGGACACGUGAGAGAAUACGUCCACUGGGUCUGGUGGGUCAAGACGAGUAAGGGUUUGGUUCGGGACGUCCAGCUCGGCUUCCGCAAAGAUACGGGGAGAUUUGUUCCCAACGUGCCGGACCACUUGGGAACCCUCCGUGGCCGCGGACGGAUAUCCGCGAACGAGAUGAUCAGGCUUGGGCCGUCGCGGGACUCAACCCUCCGCAUGCUGAAUUUCUGUAUGUAA